Molecule: messenger RNA, 7370 nt
Organism: Notolabrus celidotus (New Zealand spotty)
Lineage: Eukaryota; Metazoa; Chordata; Actinopteri; Labriformes; Labridae
Product: NHS-like protein 1
Biological process (GO): cell differentiation
Source: RefSeq, a predicted model, not a curated record
AUGUUCUAAUGGUGAGGGAGCAAUAGUGGGGAGUGUCAGGUAGCGGUGGACUGGGGUUGACCCAGCAGGCCUUGGAGAAGCAUACCUUUUGCCUCAGUCACUCCGCUUCAGAAUGGAGGAACUCCAGUCCAGGUUUUACCUCAGACCGACCCGCUGACUUGGAAGAGUCAGGUGAAGUCUCUUCUUGUGUGUGCGUGACUCCGGGUCCAGCUUCUACAGGUGGUUGUAGUAUUCUCCAGGUUUUUCUGUGUACUCUUCCUACUUUUCCUUGUGUUUUUUUCUCUCCAGCCUUGUGCUCUUGUCUGCUUGAAUUUGAAUAGACUUUAGGAGGCAACGUCUUCAGUAUACAGCAGCACAAAGUCCCAUGCUUUGAAAAACAAAAAUAUGGCGGGAUUGAAGGAUUACGCAGCCACACAGAGGCAAUGCGUGCUGGAUGUAUGCUGAAGCUUUAAGUUUGUACUCGCUGGAACAGUUUUCGCUUCUUGCUGGGAGUUAUUAGUAUGAAAUAAAUAUGCCCUUCCAUCAGAGGAGCAUCGAGCCGCGGCGUGUGAGUCGGUUACCGGCGAGAGAUGGCAGGAGACCGGCGGUGGAUGGAACCGGGAAACGCAAACUGAGGAAACCUGUUUUAUUCUCGUCGCUGGAUGAGGUUACCUGUCACACAUUUACGAACAUAAUUCACCAACUUUCCGACCUUUCUCGACAUGCCAGCGACAUCUUCCUGGGAAUCGAGAUGGAGGCUGGGAUGGUGUUCAGACGGUCCUGCAGAAUUCAGGGGCGACUGCAAGGUCUGCAAUGUGAAGUCCGCAAGUUGGAUCCCAAAAACGUCAAAAUCCCGGUGUCCAACCUGGAUGAGGAGAGCAAGUGGACGGUCCACUACACAGCUCCGUGGCACCAGCAGGAGAAUGUCUUCCUGCCGGGCACCAGGCCACCCUGCGUAGAAGACCUCCACCGCCAGGCCAAAGUCAACCUGAAGACCGCCCUACGAGAAUGUGACAAGCUGAGGAAAGAUGGUUUCCGGAGCUCCCAGUACUACUCUCAGGGUCCCAUCUUUUCUGACCCCAAUCAGUCCACCAGCAGCCUGCAGGAUGAGGAGGAGGAUGAAAAUGAUAAGAAGUCCAUAGCUUCAUCAGCAGAUGAUGACAAGUCCCAGCUCUCCAUGAGGCCCCAAACCCCCUUGGGAGGGAGUGAAGCAGGGGAGGGGUCCGAGGUUGAUGGACAGGUGGUACGGAUCAAGGGCCAUCCCCUCCCCACCCCUGAAGAGAAGAUGAGGCAGACAGCCAAGGCCGUGCCUACAGACAUCGUCGCCAUCAACGUCACAGGGGCAGUGUUUGACCGACAGGCGAGCAUCCGGCGCUCUCUCAUUAACACUGACACCGUGUCCCGCCGGCCCAAGAAGGUCAAACGCAGAAAGACUAUAUCAGGGCUGCCUGACAACAUCAACCUGGAGAUAGCAGCAAAAGGACACAGCGCAGAGAACCGGCCGCAUUCCAUGUUCAUCCCAGGACAGUUCUCCACUUUGGGCAGAGCUGCGAGCGUCAACUCUACACUCCGACGUUCAUAUACGAGAGACUCCAGCUGCCAGACAGAAGAAGUGAAAAUCGUACCUCCAUCCAUGAGAAGAAUCCGAGCUCAGAGAGGACAGGGGAUCGCCGCACAGAUGGCCGGAAUCUCUACUUCUUCCUCUACAGGAAGUAUCUCCAUCUCGAGCAGCGACAGCUCUGGGUUCUUGAUGAUGCAGAAUCAGUUUAACGGUGAUCCUACCCGCUUUCACAGCCUCCCCCGACAGGGCGCCAGAGUGUCCCUCAAUUCUGAUCCCAUCUACAGCAGCACACCCAUCAAGUCAGAGGAGCAUCUCACACAGCCGAGGCAGAUUGGGAAGCUUCAGGCUGAUGAUACAGUGGUUCACAUGAGAAACGCCCCGAGGACCGCCACCCUGCCGAGGCCCAAGUCUCAGGAGGUGAGGGGGACGCAGGCCAGUGAUUGGGGUGGAGGACCAGCUUGUGUUGUCUCCCCACAUGCUGCUUACUCCACCUCGGUUAUCCCGAAUGCCACCAUGUCUGGCUCCUCUGAGGUCAUCACCCUGAACACCUCCAGUCAGCUCACCCACUCCCCGCCUUCAGGUUACCCUGCAGCUCGACCCCUCAGCAUGGCUUCCUCCACCAACACCGACCGCCUCAUGUCCAGUCCAGCAGCCUUCACCCACAGCUCCACCUGCCCCGCUCUGGCCACUUCUACCCCCACCCACGACGGUCAUGUGGUAGUGGCACCUCGAAGCGAGUCUGGUCACUCAGACAGCAGCAUACACAGCCAGAGCACCUUGGCCCCUACGCCGCCAUCCUGCCUGCCGGAGGAGCAGUGGAUCUACGACACACCAGAAAACGUAGUGGUUCCACACCGUACCCUCACCUCCAGCUGCUCCACUCCCAUAAACCAGCUGUAUGCCAGCCUGGACCUUUCAUCCAGGACCACCACUGACUCCAGCUCCAUCUAUUCCCAAGAUAACGAUGGAUACUACACCUCCAUGCACAUGGACUCAGGCCUGCGCUCUCGCAGCCACGGCAGUGGACACGGGGCAGCAGCCGGGCGCGCUACAAGGCACAGCAUGUACGAGUGCCGCGAGCGAGCCAAUCAAGAGGACUCUGUGAGCUUGUACAGUGAUCGCUCUCUGUCCCGCAGCAUCUCCCUCCGCAAGACCAAGAAGCCUCCGCUGCCCCCGGCUCGUACGGACUCUCUGAGGCGCAAACCUGGCGGGAAGAAGCCCCUCGGAGGUGUGAGCGCCGUCAGCGGUGUUAACGAGCCAAACGGAGCCAUGCUGAAUGAGACUCUGAUCGCCAGCUUGCAGCAGAGCCUUCAGCUGGGCCUGAGAGGAGGCAAGGGCAAAGGGGCUUCACCUUCUUCACCCUCUCACAGCCCAAGCAGCGACUAUGAUGACCCUUGGGUGCUGCGGCCGCGCAGUCAGAGCAGCAUCAGUGCAGGUAGCUCUGCAGCGUCUCUAGGAGCCAAUACAAACUGUGGUGGUGUAUCAAAUGUGUACUCCCUGUGCCAUGUGACGCCUACUCACAGCGAGACCAGCAGCCUACGCUCUGACUACGCCGACUCCUGGGGCUACUAUAUGGACUACCCUCGCAACCUCGGUGAUCAGAGGGCACAGACACCCCCGCAUGCUACAGAUAACAUGUCACAUGGGGCUCAAACAGGAGAAUUACAGAAUGGAGGUGAGAUCCGCAGCAGCAGCCAGACUCCUGGAGCUCCAGGUCAGGAGGGAGGGGUGGCAGUGAAGCCUAAAAUGUCCACAUCAUCCCCAGACAGAGUGCACAGGCUGACCUCGCCGUCGAGCGGCUACUCCAGCCAGUCCAAUACCCCCACAGCCGGGACCCCUGUGCCCUCGCUGAUCCGCUCCAUGUCUCCGUCAGGCGGCCGACCGAGGCCCAAAGUCCCUGAGAGGAAGUCCUCCCUUCUCUCCUCUGUGUCCAUGUCCUCUUCCUCCACCUCCCUGUCCUCCAACACCUCAGACUCACUCAAAAGCUCUGGUCCUCCUCCUCCACCGCCUCCACCUCUGAUCCUCUCCUCUUCCUCUGCUCCCAACACCCCUCUGAGCCCACCUCCACCCUUCCCUCCCCCAUUACCCCCAAGUUCCAGCUCAGGCACUCCUCCACCAUCCACUCCACAGGGUCCAACCCUCAGGCCGUCCCCUGCCUGCUCCACCUCCCCUGAGUUCCCUCCUCCUCCAUCUCCUGAUAUGCUAAUCCACCCAAGUUCAUCCUUCAAUGCAAGCUUAAGUCCUCCCCCUCCACCUCCCCCUCCUGUCCCCUCCAUGGGUCCACCUCCUGCUCCUCCACUGCCUGCUUUUGUCCCACCUUCAUACUCUCCAUCUAAAGUGAAGCCAGUCAAGGAUUCUCCUAAAGCAGCUCUCUCCAGCAGCCCAACAAAGUCACCUAAGCCCCUCAUCACCCCGUUUGCGCUGCAGAGCGUUCAGCUCCGAUCCGUCAGACGCCCAGAGGAGGAGAUUAGCAGCAAAUCAGAGCACAGCAGAGCUCAGGAAACAGGCAUGGACCUCCUCCAGGGUCUGAAGCCACAAACCCAGGAGAAGCCUUACCUCCCGCAGCAUCUCACCGUACUCCCCCUGUCUAACUGCUCCCAAGAGGACGACUCACGGAACUCCUCACCGUCGCCCGUGUCAAAGCUCUUGGAAGAUUUUUCUUUUGACUGCAGUCUGACAGAUUACACACCACACAGUGCUCUCAUAAACGGGAAAGAUGAGGAUCAGAGUUACUUUCUCUUCAAUGGUAAAGAAGAGGUUGACGAGCGUAACCCUCCAGAGAGCUCUCAAAGCUCUCCUCUCAAACAAAAACCUCCAGCAGUCUCAAAGAAACCCAAGUUCUCUUUUGUCCCACCGUUUAACUCCCAAACAAUCCACGAGCCAGUUCCAUCUCAACGAGAGGACUCACCCAGCCUGUCUGAGGGAGAAGACCAGGUAGAUGGAGUGCAUAGACACAGGAAGGAAGAGGAGAAAGAGAUACAAAGUGAGCAUGAGGAGAAGGAAGAGGAAGAGAGCACAGAGCCUCUUGAAGAGAGCACAGACGAGCUCCACAUCUAUGCUUCUCACGGACAGGAGACAAGUUUGGACCAUGGGCUGCGCACCAAUGGAGAGACUUAUGAAGAGGAAGAAGAAGAAGAGGAGGAGGAAGAUGGAGAUGGGACAAGCAGCACAACUGGAUCAGUCAGCUCUAAGGAGGACGACAAUGGGAGGGGGCAAGCGUCCCAAGGGAGAUGCUUCUUUCUCUGUAUUCUCAUGUCUUUCUCCCUCCCUUUCUCCUCUCUCCCUCCCCACACAGAGGGGGCAUGGCAGUGGGUGGGUGCAUCUUUUCUAGACAGGUCAAAGCGAAAGGUCCUGGGUCGCAAGGAGUCUGACGAGGACAAAUCUCGGGCUGGGAGCCAGCCGCAGUCUCCACCCGUCACCCCUUCCAACACAUCGCCAACAUCCGUGUCCUCCUCCAGUCCCCGCCAGACCAGCUCCAUCCAGCGGAACCUCCGCAAGUCCUCUACCAGCAGCGACACCUUCAAGGCCCUGCUCCUGAAGAAGGGGAGCCGCUCCGAGACCAGCUUCAGGAUGUCUGCAGCCGAAAUGCUUCGCACAACUGACCCUCGCUCGCAGAGAACGCGCUCCGAGUCAGCGUUAGACGCUUCUGCUGCCUCGCCCUCCUCCCCUACAGCGCCUCUCAGUCCUCUCGCCUCCCCCGGCCGAGGCAAAAGGGCAGCUGAUGAGUGGAACCGCUACGAGGCCUUGUCUCUGUCCUCCCCGACCUCAUCAACGUAUUCGAUGAGCGGGUUCAAGUACGGACGCUCGCGCACGCCACCCUCUGCUGCCAGCAGCAAGUACAACGCUCGCAACCGAAUCCUCAGCAGCCCAAUGACGGUGAUCUGCGAGCGCGAGGGCGAGCUGGCUGAGAGCGAAUACGGAGACAGUGCAGAUGGUCUGUCCGGACCCACCAAUCAGACUCUCCCUGUUCUCCAGGACUCCAAUGGCACUUUAUCUGAAGAGAGCAGAAGUUAGAGAGCAACAACACCCCUGAAAGUCAGGGAGCCGAACACUCAUCAUGAGCAGGUAGGGGCAGGAGGAGCCAAUAUGAGGCCCUCCAUAGACACCUUCCUGAGCUCCACCCCCUCUCAGUGCUGCCUCUGAAGGAGCAGACAUGUCAGGUCCUGAUGUGAGGUCAGAGGACGCCCAAACAUGGACCAGGUUGAACUUAGUCUGAAGUGGGGGGACGAGUUCUGCUGCAGCUUUUUUUUUUUAAACUCCCAUAAUUCUCUUUUUCUCCUUCGUUUGGUGACUCAGCUUUUGUGUUUAAAGGAUAGUGUUUCCUUCCUUUACACCUGGUGUUCUUAGUUUGUUUGCUGUUUUCUUAUUUACUUAAUCUUGUCCCUAACAUGCAGGAACACUUGAGUUCAAGAUGGCAAACUAAGGUGAAUUGAAGGAAUUGAAAAGUUGUUUGCUUAACCUUGCUGCUGUGGUGCUUUGCUAGCUAGGCAGUUGGACAGAGUGAAAAGUAAAAGCUUAGCUUCUCCCUAGCUUCUGCAUCUCUCCCAAUCAUGUGUUUGAGAGCAUUGUGGUUAGCAGGUGUUCGCUUCAAGCAGCCGUUGAAUGUUCUCCCAAGAACAGUGAGAUUGUGGGCUAUAGCUGCAGGAAUCACCAGGGGGUUUGAGCUGCUCAGUUUGCAGAGCUGGUGUGUUCAGUGGUCCAGAGGAAGUGCGGAGGGCUCAGUGCUGCCACAUAGUGAUGGACAAAGAAUGAGCAGCAGACGGGUGUACUAAGUCUCACCCAAAAGAGCAAAUCUAAAGUAUAAAAAGGCUCAAAAAAACCUCCAUAAAUGGAACUUUAGUUGAGAUUUUGCACUGUGCAUAGUUUUUUUUUCAUUGUUUGUGAGUUAGAAAACUAUGUUUUAAAGAUUGUUUAAUAAACAAUGAUGUCAUGACUUGUGUGUUUUGGAGAAUAUAAAUGUAAAGCCAGAAGUGAGUUGAGAAAGGAAAGCUUAAUUCCCUGUCCGGGUCUUUUAGGGAUCGUGUUGGUUACCAAAGAGCUGCUGGCUGUAAAUCUGGAUGUGAACACAAUCUGAGAGAGAGACUGCUUGUCUCACGCGUUAGCUUUGCUCCGUUUGCUGAGACUUACUAGAAGCUUUUUAGGGCUCAUAUGAUUUCUAAAAAGCUGUUGACCUUUCUUUUUUGCAGUUCUACAUUACUUCUGUAUGUAAAUAGAUAGAGAAAGAAGUUUUAAGUAACAUUUUGACUUAUUUUCAAAGACUUUGUACAUUUUUUUAGAGCUCUGUGUUUGUUGGAGGGGGAGUGGUUUCCUUUUUGUAGAUUAUUUAUUUUCACGUAGCAGGCCUGUGACGUGCUGUCACCACCAACCAGCAGGCUGACGGAGACACAUUUACUUUGCUGUACCCACCGGGAUGUUCCAUUCUUCUUAAGGUGCUUCAAAGCAACAACAACAACAAAAAUAAAUGCAAUAAUGUCAAUAUUUAUGCUUAAGCCUUCUACUGCCCUUAAUCUUGAGUCAUGCAAAGCCUCAUCUGUUGCUCGCAGCAGAGUAAAUGUGCCCUCUUUUAGUGUCAUAAACUGAGGUGACAGGCGUGAGACUUCAUAAACACCCUAAGGUUUAAUCACCUGUGACUAAGGUGUGUCUCCUGUGAUUGAGCACCCUGGGGUAGUGGGGGGGCCUCUGGUGAUGGGGAACAUCUCAAUCCUAAAAAAAAGAGCUUGUGAGAAGAUGAGGAGGACAGAAGGAGUCGUGAAGUAGUGGGAGUGGAGCUGAAGGCGGGCUGCUAACGCUCUGUGUAUGUCUGUGAAAUAAAAACAAGGUGAUAUUUAAA